CCUGGGACGACAGCAGGAGCAGGCUGCAGCCUCCCGGAGGGCCGAGCCACCACCCUCUUGCUCCAGGGUCCCAGAGCCCCUUCAAAAGAAGGUAGAACCCUCCAGCUUGGUGGAGGUCCCCCUCAGCAAGGCCCUAGAGAACAAUGGCAUGGCCCCACCCAGCUCUGCCCCCAACCACGCUGAGCAGAAGGAACUGCCCCCAGUGUGUGAGGUCAUCACCAGCUGCCCUGACCGAUCAGACAUCAUUCUGAGCUACAACGGUGCCAUGUUGGAACCCAUCAAGCCCACCACACCCCCUGAGGGCAAAGAGGCACCCAGCACGGACUUCAGCUAUGUGGGCUUUGACGCCGUCCUGGAGCAGAUGAAGCGAAAGGCCAUGAAGCAGGGCUUCGAGCUCAACAUCAUGGUAGUUGGACAGAGUGGUCUUGGCAAAUCCACUCUAAUGAACACCCUCUUCAAGUCCAAGGUGAGCCGCAGGUCAGUGCUGAGCUCCACAGAGGAAAGGAUCCCCAAGACCGUUGAGAUCAAAUCCAUCAGCCACGACAUUGAGGAGAAAGGUGUGAGGAUGAAGCUAAGUGUCAUUGAUACUCCAGGCUUUGGGGAUCAGAUCAACAAUGAACACUGUUGGCAACCCAUCAUGAAGUUCAUUAAUGAGCAGUAUGAGCAGUACCUGCAGGAAGAGAUCAGCAUCAACAGGAAGAAGAGGAUCCCAGACUCGCGUGUUCACUGCUGCAUAUACUUCAUCCCUCCCACAGGACACUGCCUGAGGCCAUUGGACGUGGAGUUCAUGAGGCGUCUCAGUAAAGUUGUAAACAUCAUCCCUGUCAUUGCUAAGGCGGACACCCUCACACUGGAGGAGAGGGACUUCUUCAAAAAGAAGAUCGGAGAAGAGCUGGGGGCCAAUGGCAUUGAUGUGUAUCCUCAGAAGGAGUUUGACGAGGAUGCAGAGGACAGAAUGAUCAAUGAGAAGAUCCGGGAGAUAAUCCCCUUUGCUGUGGUGGGGAGUGACCAGGAGUACCAGGUGAACGGGAGGAGGAUUUUGGGAAGGAAGACAAAGUGGGGCACCAUUGAAGUUGAGAACAUUGGCCACUGUGAGUUUGCCUAUUUGCGGGACUUGCUCAUCCGAACCCACAUGCAGAACAUAAAGGACAUCACCAGCAGCAUCCACUACGAGGCAUACAGAGCCCGCCGCCUCAAUGAGGGAAACGUGCAGGCCAAUGGCAUCGCCAAGCAUGAUGUCACCUCUCAUGAGAUGUAGACUAUCGCUGCUGUCCCCCUGUGAACCCUACCCCCCCCCAGCCAACCCUACUUGUGAGGAUUAAACCAUGUGGUCAACAAAGUGACCAA
Messenger RNA from Megalops cyprinoides (Indo-Pacific tarpon), 1347 nucleotides. RefSeq names its product septin-9-like. Gene Ontology annotation, molecular function: molecular adaptor activity; GTP binding; GTPase activity. Bases 149 to 1258 code for a protein of 369 amino acids. NCBI's taxonomy places the organism in Eukaryota, Metazoa, Chordata, Actinopteri, Elopiformes, Megalopidae. Gene Ontology annotation, biological process: cytoskeleton-dependent cytokinesis. Gene Ontology annotation, cellular component: microtubule cytoskeleton; cell division site; septin ring. The record is from RefSeq and is a predicted model, not a curated record. The transcript is spliced from 10 exons.